This is a messenger RNA of Helicoverpa armigera (cotton bollworm), 1484 nucleotides long. RefSeq lists its product as uncharacterized. Lineage: Eukaryota; Metazoa; Arthropoda; Insecta; Lepidoptera; Noctuidae. The coding region runs from base 33 to 1478 and encodes 481 amino acids. The record is from RefSeq and is a predicted model, not a curated record. The transcript has 3 exons.
ACAAAUACUACAUUUACAACAUCGUAAUACAUAUGUCUAAAAAUAUUUUAUACAAGUUUUAUUUCUUAUUUAUAUGCAAUGGACUUAUAUACACUGAAACCUCGUUAUUGUCACGUGUCAAAAAUCCGUUGGAGCAUUUUUCGGAGACAACUAUCGCUUUUAUAUUGCCAAAAAACAUUUACAGAUAUGAACCUUAUCGAGGACAUAGAACAUUGUGGAAACCCACUAAUAAAAAUACUGGUACUGCAAAACCAGAUAAACAAAACUCGAGACCAACGGUAAAAACUAAAUUCCACACGCAUCAAGUAUUACUGCAAGACAAGCGGGUCACUACCAAAAAAACUUUUUGGCAUCACUUUGAUGAAGAUGACGAGGCUUGGCCAAAAGUAGUAUUAAUAUUAUCUAGUACAGGCAAAACAACUACCCAAAAAAAGAUUAAAAAAACUUUUGCUAAUUAUUUCCCCUACAUAAACAAAAACACACAAAAGCAAACUGUCAAUCCCAAUGAUCUAGGCAAUACCAUUGUAGACGAAGCUAGUGAAGAGAUGUCGACAGAUUAUGAUCAUGGUAAAAACUGGUUGCCUGUAAAUUUUGUGAACACAGACGAAAGUGUUCACUGGGAAGAAGAUGAUACCAUAGACACAACUGAGCCUGAAGUUCCAGUAAUGUUAACUCUGACGAGAGAAGAAGUAGGAAAUCCAGAAAUUACGACUGUUACGACAGAAGACAAUCCGGAAAUUACGACUAUUGGUAUAGAAAAAGCAAAAAAUCCAGGAAUUACGACUCUUAUGAGAGAAAGAGUGCAAAAUCGAGGAGAGACGAAUCUUAGUGACCUUCCUGGCAGGCCAGUUGGUCGGGACUGGCCAACACUGCCAACACCAGAAAGUACAAAAUCAUACACACGCAGAACGCGAACGACUCAAAAAGGAACUGCACAAGAAGAUUAUUAUGAACACGUAGAGGUAAAAUGUUAUCAAUGCGGAUUAAAUGAAACAUCAAUACCUAGAGCACCAGGUUGCCACCAAGCUUUUAACAGCAAAGAACGUAUCUAUAGCUAUUUGAGGGAUAUAUUCAAAGUCACGUGCAUCGGUACUGAUCAAUUCACUGAUAUACCUAAGGACGACCCUAAGUAUUUCUUCACAUUACCAAAGAGAUUGUACAGAGGCGGAUGUUUCAAGCGUUACCUUGAUGUUGGUGAAACAUAUGAUGAGCGAGGUUGCCGAACCAUGAAUCCUCUGCGUGGUAGUAGCUAUGCGUCCAAUAGAUUAAUGUCGUUAGAAAAAUCCAUGCAUCACAUCGAAGAGGGUUGCGUGGCGAGCCCGCAUGCCUCGCUGACCCCCUUGAGCAGAUCCGUCAACCUGUAUGCUAGAUAUCACGUAUGUGUGUGUGUCGGUGACUACUGCAACGAGAGCGAAGCACUACGUCCUAAUUAUAUUUAUUUAGUAUGGCUCUAUGUAUUUCUUUGGAAAGGUUUUUAACUAUAC